This is a messenger RNA of Dicrocoelium dendriticum, 480 nucleotides long. Lineage: Eukaryota; Metazoa; Platyhelminthes; Trematoda; Plagiorchiida; Dicrocoeliidae. The record is from the annotation of a GenBank genome assembly.
AUGGGUGUCCAACAAAUUUUAUUUCCUAACCUGUCAUCUCUUCCUAUGUGUAUACCACGUUAUUAUGGCGGUAUCGUUCUUACUGGAAUGGGGUCUGUUGCAUUGAACAUGUAUUUUUCGAAGCAAGUGAUGAAAGCUCGCAAGGAACACAACGUUGAGUAUCCACUGCUUUACCACCCCACGAACACUGCAUUUAAUUGCAUUCAGCGUGGUCACCAGAAUUACUUGGAAACUCUUCCGCUUUUCCUGAUGCUCCUGUUUGUUGGUGGCUUGAGGUUCCCGCUUGUGGGGCCAUUUUUCUUCUUGGGAGAUUAUUAUACUUUAGAGGUUAUGCUACAGGCGAUCCAAGCAAACGAAAAGCUGGUGCUGUUUCUUACAUUGGGUUGUUGCCAAUGCUUCUCGGCACACUCGGUUUCGGCGUACAACAUCUUGUGGCUAGCAUCAGGUGCAAUUCUUGCGGUGUUCGUAAAUGAAUACUAG